AUGGCCGUGAACCGCGGGUGAUACGUCCUCGCCCACCGGUCAACACGCUCCAAUAGAAGAGCAUCGCUACGGGCUGCUCUGCAAGCAGACUAUGAUCACUCAUUACCGCUAAGGCGCUCACUGAUCACCUCACCCAAAGCGCGAUCUGGCAGGCGCAGUGUAGAUCGUCGUGGAGGAUAUAAAGCGCAUCUCCGCAUUCUUCUCAUCCAUUCGACGAUCAGCCCACCAUGAACGCCCCCAACCUCAACAUUCCAUCCAGCGACGCCACCGUCACCGUCCAGGUCUUCAACACCGCCUACCCAGAGCGGACGAGGGUACUCGCGGGAACGCUCAUGAAGCCCGUCCCGCCAGGACGCGAGUACUUCCACUUCCCCAUCUAUGUCUUCCUCAUCGAGAAUACACGACUGGGGCGCCGCGCGAUGUUCGAUCUGGGUGGCCGCGAUCUGACGACUUACCCGGCGGGAUUGCAAGACCUGCUUAAUCGGCUCGACUGCACGAUGCACCCGGACGAGAUUACGGGGCAAUUGCGGAAGGGCGGUAUCGAGCUAGAGAGCAUCGACACUGUGAUCUGGAGUCACAUACACUUCGACCACAUAGGCGACAUGAGCAAGUUCCCGCCCUCUACCCAGCUCCUCGUAGGCCCGGGAACCAACUUGAAGGUCUUCCCCGAAGAUCCUCAUUCUGCUCUGCGCCCAGAAGAAUUCGCCGGCCGCUCGGUUCGCGAGCUUGACUAUUCGGACGGCCUGAAGAUAGGCAACUUCAACGCCAUCGACUUUUUUGGCGACGGCAGCUUCUACGUGCUGGACUGCCCUGGGCACAUCAAGGGCCACACCUGCGCCCUCGCGCGCGUCACGCCCACCACCUUCAUCUUCCUCGGCGGCGACAUCUGCCACCACCCGGGCGAGUUCCGACCGUCCGACAUGCUGCACCAAACCAUGCCCUGCCCCGGAGACAUCCUCGACGCGGCAUGGAAGACUAUCUCCAGCGAGUACUUCUGUCCCGCAAACGCCUCGAGGGUCGUUCCAACGACCGGCACCUUCGAACCUUUCGACCUCAUCCAGCGCGCCCAUCCGAUGCUGGAUGUCGUCGACGGUGAUGUGCACGAAGAUAUCGAGGGGACGAGAAGGGCUAUCCGCAACUUGCUGCCUUUCGACGCUAGCCCGGAUGUCCUGGUGGUCAUCGCGCACGAUCAGACGCUGGUAGGGGAGAUUCCUCUCUUCCCGAAGACCUUGAACAAGUGGAAGGAGGACGGGUUGAAGGAAAGGGUGGUGUGGACGAGCUUCCGCCCAGAGACUCUAGCUUAUCGAUAUAGCGUGGUCCUUCCGAAGGUCGCUUACACGUGCAAGCUCUGAAUAUGAUUAUGAUGCUAUACCUGCAAGCGACGACGCUGUGCAAGCUGUGAUAGCCAUAUGAAGAAGCUCUCACUAUACAGUACACUUCUAUGUCCUCCAAACAUUGAGUCUACCAAAACUUCUCGUUCAGCGCGCACUGUCGAGCCAUCUCGAGCUGCUCAUCCGUCCGGCACA
Molecule: messenger RNA, 1526 nt
Organism: Schizophyllum commune H4-8
Lineage: Eukaryota; Fungi; Basidiomycota; Agaricomycetes; Agaricales; Schizophyllaceae
Exons: 7
Coding region: 228-1352 (374 amino acids)
Source: RefSeq, a predicted model, not a curated record